AUGGAUAUCGUCUUUUUGGUACUUGGCACUUUGUGUCUCAUUGGAGUCUACAUUAUAUCGUUAGUGCGUUAUGAUUAUACUAUGCGGCAAAAAGUGAAAAAUAUUCCUGGAUUCAAGACAUAUCCUCUCAUUGGCCAUGCAAUUAAGUUAAUAAGGAUGAACGAUAUAGAGCGUUUAAAAUGGUUUCUAACAUUACCGAACGAAUUCAAAGACGGAAUAUUUGUACAAUUUAUUGGGUCCAAGCCAAUAGUUAACAUUUACAAGCCUGAAUUUUUAGAGGUAAUUUUUCCCAGUACGAUUAAUAUUGAGAAAGGUGUAGAGUAUAAAUUGUUGACACCUUGGUUGGGCUAUGGUCUUCUCACUUCUACAGGAGCACAAUGGUUUCAUGAUAGAAGACUCAUCGGACCAACGUUCCAUUUUAGUAUACUGGACCAAUUUGCAAUAAUAAUAUCCGAAAAAGCAGAUAUCCUAAUAAAGUGCCUCGAAAAAGAAAUAGCAAAAUGCCCGGAGAAAGCUAUCGAUAUUUUUCCCUUUAUUAUCAAUGCUGCUCUGGAUAUUAUAUGUGAAACGGCAAUGGGCGUGGAUGUGCGUGCUCAAGAAGUUGUAACUAAAUAUUCUUCAACAGUACAUAGAUCGUCCCAAUUAACAACCGAGCGACUAUUGCAGCCAUGGUAUUGGGUUGAUUGGCUAUACUAUUUAAUGCCUGUUGGAAAAGAAUAUAAAGCACUACUUGAUGCAAUGCACAAAUUCACGAAAAAGGUGAUUGUUAAGAGGAAGAUUGCACGCCAAUCGGGAAACGACCACACGGAAAUGAAAACUGAAGACAAUAUAUAUGAUAUAGGUAAACAAAAAAAGAAAGCCUUUUUAGAUCUAUUGUUGGACCAGAAUGAGAAGGAUGACGCUCCGUUAAACGAAGACGAAUUGCGGGCGCAAGUUGACACCUUCAUGUUUGAGGGUCACGAUACCACCGCGGUUGCGAUAACUUGGACGCUCUUCUGUUUGGGUAAUAAUCUCGAACAUCAAGAGAAAGUCCAUGAGGAACUCGAGCAAGUUUUCAAAAAUACGCAGACACCAGCCAGUGUGAAGGAGUUAUCGCAAUUAAAGUAUCUUGAAAGAGUAAUAAAGGAAACACUCCGAUUAUAUCCAAGUGUACCGUUUAUAACGAGAAAAUUGGCGGAAGAUGUUAAAUUAGGUGAUUAUACGAUUCCGGCAGAUAUCACAGUCGCAUUGCCGAUUAUGUUGGUACAUCGUGACCCAGAGGUUUGGCCGGAUCCAACCAAGUUCGACCCGGAUCGAUUUCUUCCGGAAAACUCAAAACACAGAAAUUCAUACGCUUAUGUACCUUUCAGCGCUGGACCGAGAAACUGCAUCGGUCAGAGAUUCGCUCUACUUGAAGAGAAAAUUGUACUAACGGCUAUUCUGAGAAAGUGGAGGGUUAAAAGUGUAAAAACACAAGUAUCGUUCGCCGGUUCUCUCAUUCUCCGGCCACGCGAGGAAAUAUUUCUUCAUUUCACACCUAAGAAAUAAUUCGAUCGUUAAAAUCGACGUGAAGUCGAUCGAGUUGAAAAAGUGGAAUAGUAAUAGUAACAAAUCGGUAACAAUAUCAUAUAUAUUGAUUUUGCAACGAUAGUUUUAAUACAAUAAAUAAGGAAAAUAAUAGAGAAGUUAGUAUGUGUGUAUACAAAAAAAGUUGUUUGCCGCAGCUAAAAUAGUUGUAAUAUAUGGACACCUAAAAAAUAUUGCUAUGUUAGCAACAUUUUUUGCUGCAACAAUAAAUUUUCUUGCUGUGAGAUCGACGUAAUACUAAGUUGCUAAAACAUGUUGCUGUUGUACGAAAAGAAUUUGCUCCUACAGCAAGAAAAGUAGCUAACGCAGCAAUAUUUUAUAAGUGUUCAUAUAUUACGACUUUCUUUUUCUCCAUGUAUGAUUUUUGAGGAAUUUAAUCUAUAGACAGAGAAAUUGCUUUAAAUAGACGGAGUCUAUUGACUUGAGUGCAAUCUUUAUUAUAUUCUAAGUUUGUUAGUGAUUUCGUUAAUCUCUGUAGUUUAUGUUUAUUGGUAACAUCGUUUGAUGUUUGUGAUCCUCGUGUCUGUUACGUCUGUCAUCUAUGUUUCUAUUUUUAUUCCUAAAUAAUUACAAUCUAUUCUUACAGAUCUGUACAAUAUAUCGACUAGUAUAAAUAUUAUCUUUUUAUUUAAAUAAAAUGCAUCAUAACGACAAAA
Odontomachus brunneus is the source of this 2222-nucleotide messenger RNA. Its product is annotated as cytochrome P450 4C1-like. The record is from RefSeq and is a predicted model, not a curated record. NCBI's taxonomy places the organism in Eukaryota, Metazoa, Arthropoda, Insecta, Hymenoptera, Formicidae. The transcript is spliced from 10 exons. Gene Ontology annotation, molecular function: heme binding; oxidoreductase activity, acting on paired donors, with incorporation or reduction of molecular oxygen; iron ion binding. The coding region runs from base 1 to 1527 and encodes 508 amino acids.